Messenger RNA from Alligator mississippiensis (American alligator), 1343 nucleotides. It is a transcript of the gene PPID, whose product is annotated as peptidylprolyl isomerase D. NCBI's taxonomy places the organism in Eukaryota, Metazoa, Chordata, Crocodylia, Alligatoridae. Bases 63 to 1175 code for a protein of 370 amino acids. Gene Ontology annotation, molecular function: peptidyl-prolyl cis-trans isomerase activity; protein binding. The record is from RefSeq and is a predicted model, not a curated record. Gene Ontology annotation, biological process: protein peptidyl-prolyl isomerization; protein folding. The transcript is spliced from 10 exons.
CGGAAGUCCGCGCACGCGGCCGAGCCGGGGAGGAUCCGCAGCGCCCGGCCUCUGCCUGCGCUAUGUCUCACCCGUGCCCGGACCCCAAGUCCGCCAGCCCCAGCAGCCCGCGGGCCUUCUUCGAUGUCGACGUCGGGGGCGAGCGAGUUGGUCGAAUUGUCUUUGAAUUAUUUGCUGAUAUUGUACCUAAAACUGCUGAAAACUUCCGUGCACUGUGUACAGGGGAAAAAGGACUAGGACUUACUACUGGAAAAUCUCUUCAUUAUAAAGGAUGCCCCUUUCACAGAAUUAUAAAGAAAUUCAUGGUCCAGGGCGGAGACUUCUCAAAUCAAAAUGGCACUGGUGGAGAAAGCAUAUAUGGUGAAAAAUUUGAAGAUGAAAACUUUCAUUACAAGCAUGAUAAGGCAGGGCUGCUGAGCAUGGCAAAUGCAGGACCCAAUACAAAUGGCUCCCAAUUCUUCAUCACAACAGUGCCAACUCCUCACCUGGAUGGGAAGCAUGUGGUGUUCGGCCAAGUGAUCAAAGGAAUGGGUGUUGUUAAACUACUAGAAAAUGUUGAAGUGAAUGGAGAAAAUCCUGCUAAGUUGUGCAUUAUUGCAGAAUGUGGAGAGCUGAAGGAAGGUGACAACUGGGGAAUUUUACCAGUGGAUGGUUCUGGAGAUAUCCAUCCAGACUUUCCUGAGGAUUCAGAAACAGACUUCAGAGAGGUGGACAAGAUUGUGUCAAUAGCAGAAGACAUAAAGAACAUAGGAAACACUUUCUUCAAAUCUCAGAAUUGGGCAAUGGCAGCUAAAAAGUAUCACAAAGGUUUAAGGUACCUGGAGGCCUCUGAAGCUGUGAUAGAAGAAGUGGAUAAAGCAAAAUUGAAGACUCCAGCUUUGACCUGCAUCUUAAAUGUUGCUGCUUGUAAACUGAAACAAUCAGAUUGGCAGGGAACCAUUGAAAAUUGUUCUGAGGCUCUUGCAAUAGAUCCAGGAAACACCAAAGCUCUUUACAGACGAGCUCAAGCCUGGCAGGGAAUAAAAGAUUUUGAUCAAGCUCUGGCUGAUAUUAAGAAGGCUCAGGAAAUAGCACCUGAAGACAAAGCUAUCCAAACUGAAAUUCUGAAGAUCAAACAAAAAAUAAAGGCCCAGAAAGAUAAAGAAAAGGCAGCUUAUGCUAAAAUGUUUACCUGAAUGGUUGUUUUGUCCUGUUAGUCAUCGGAAGUAAAGAUGAGCAGAUCUGCAGCCAAGCAUGACUUCUGCCUUGUACGGCAGUACAGAUGUUGUAGGAAUACUACCUUAUUUCCAGUGUUUACAGCUUAAACCAAGUUUCAUAAUAAAGUCAUUCAGUCUGAAAGUGAA